This is a messenger RNA of Leptosia nina, 423 nucleotides long. The record is from the annotation of a GenBank genome assembly. Lineage: Eukaryota; Metazoa; Arthropoda; Insecta; Lepidoptera; Pieridae.
AUGCGUCUUGCAGCACAACUGAAAGAAAAUAUAACUAAAAAUAAGUCUGUUCUAGCGGAAGUACCAAAAACAGCCAAAGGUAUACAAAAUGAUCAAUCUGUGAUUUCACCUCGUGUUAUAAAAAAGUCCACCGUUUUAAUGCGCAAUAAGUAUUUUAAAUGUGCUGCAGAUAAUAAGAAAGAUGGUUUGCCAGCCAGCCCUAAAACUGACCUGGAUAAAACAUUGGUAUCUCAAGAGAAGCCGAGUAAAAUCCCAAGAAGGAUAUUUGCAGCACCAAUAAAUGUCGAUUUGAAUAAAGACCGGAGAACUUACAAAAGCAUUAUAUCUCCCAGAACGUUCUACAAAUCUAGUAAAAAAACUUUAGACGAUAGUGCUAUAAAGAAAAUACCACGAAAAAACAGCAAAUUAAACACAACAUUGUAG